This is a messenger RNA of Ornithodoros turicata, 639 nucleotides long. RefSeq lists its product as uncharacterized. The record is from RefSeq and is a predicted model, not a curated record. The coding region runs from base 1 to 639 and encodes 212 amino acids. The transcript has a single exon. Lineage: Eukaryota; Metazoa; Arthropoda; Arachnida; Ixodida; Argasidae.
AUGCCGACACCUCCGGCAGCGAUACCUGUUCCGCCACCCUCGGAACACGCACCUGGAGCCACCACAUCUGUAACGCCAUCAUCAUCGGUGAUGCCUAAGCUCACUCAGCCACCACAGAAUAUUUCCGCUGAAAGAGUCAAACUUCCUCCCUACAGGCCGGAAGACCCUGCAGUUUGGUUCGCACAUGCAGAUGCACUGUUCGGAAUUCAAGGAAUUACGACGCAGACCACGAAAUACUGCCACGUAGUGUCUGCGCUCCAGCCACCUGAAGCCGCAGCCGUUCGUGACCUCCUCAUCACCCCACCACAAGAGUCACCAUAUGACAAACUGAAGGCAGAGCUCAUUCGACGCAUGUCAGUAUCGGAACAGAGAAAGCUCCAGCAGCUCCUCACACACGUAGAAUUAGGAGACGGCACACCGUCGAAGUAUCUUCGACGAAUGCAACAAUUGCUCGGUGAUCGUCCGACCGUCGUCGACGACUCUAUGCUUCGUCAGCUGUUCCUGCAGUGGCUGCCCUCAAACGCCUGUAUGGUUCUUGCCGCUGCCGGGGACAUAUCACUGGACGACCUAGCGAACCUCGCUGACAGAGUACAACAGAUGACCCCAGACCCAAUCGCAGCAGCGGCGCUACCCUCAUAA